Messenger RNA from Rubroshorea leprosula, 597 nucleotides. The record is from the annotation of a GenBank genome assembly. NCBI's taxonomy places the organism in Eukaryota, Viridiplantae, Streptophyta, Magnoliopsida, Malvales, Dipterocarpaceae.
CCUCAUUUCCAAAACCCAACGGUCAAAAAUCACGCUCUCCUCCGACGUGCGACGGUGAAAGCAGCCCUCUUCCCUCUUGUCCCCUCUCUUCAAUUCCUCAACCUAUGAUCUCUCUGUCGCCGUUAGUCGUGGUAGGUUGCUUGAUUCUUGACCCUUUGUUAAGGGUUCUGCCGAUCAUUCAGCAACUUUUGCGUGGAAAUAACUUGGGUCACAAAAAGGGAUAAUUUGAAUACAUUAGCAUUUUCAGGUGAACAAUGGCUAGUUUUAAGCUGUUGUGCUUACUAUGUCACUGACUAGUGGCUGGAAGGUAUGAUUUAUAGUCAAGCCAAGGACUCAAGGGCAUUUAUGUAAACUGCUUCUUGUCAUUGUUUACGUAAUGGGUCAAAAGGGAAAAGGUUGCCCUCUUCACUUUUGUUUUCAGGCCAUCUAGCCGGAGAUCCAUUAGCCAUUUCUUUAAGGAAUAUUCAAUUAGUCAAUCUGUUUUAUUUGGUUCUGUUUUCUUAUUUGAUUACUUACUAAUGGGUUCUAUUGAUUUGUGCAAUUCACCAAUCACCUUGCUUAAAGGAGAGAUGAUUUAAAUGAAGCCGAUUGGGACUU